This is a messenger RNA of Postia placenta MAD-698-R-SB12, 1647 nucleotides long. RefSeq lists its product as hypothetical. The coding region runs from base 1 to 1647 and encodes 548 amino acids. Gene Ontology annotation, molecular function: RNA helicase activity; ATP binding; nucleic acid binding. The record is from RefSeq and is a predicted model, not a curated record. Lineage: Eukaryota; Fungi; Basidiomycota; Agaricomycetes; Polyporales; Adustoporiaceae. The transcript has 7 exons. Gene Ontology annotation, biological process: maturation of LSU-rRNA from tricistronic rRNA transcript (SSU-rRNA, 5.8S rRNA, LSU-rRNA). Gene Ontology annotation, cellular component: nucleolus.
AUGGCCUCCGAAGAGGUCACUGCGCCCGCACCGGUCCCCAACGCCGACGGCACGCCAGGGCGCAAGCCCUUCUCCGAGCUCGAGCUGUCCGAGCCGACCGCGCGUGCGCUCGCGGAGAUGGGCUUCACGACGAUGACGCCCGUGCAGGAGAAGAGCAUCCCGCCGCUGCUCGCGGGCAAGGACGUGCUCGGCGCCGCGCGCACGGGCUCGGGCAAGACGCUCGCGUUCCUCAUCCCCGCCGUCGAGCUGCUGCACCGGAUGAAGUUCAAGCCACGGAACGGUACGGGGAUCGUCAUCGUCUCGCCGACCCGCGAGCUCGCGCUGCAGAUCUUCGGCGUCGCGAAGGAGCUGAUGGCGCACCACUCGCAAACGUUCGGGAUCGUCAUGGGCGGCGCGAACCGCCGCGCCGAGGCCGACAAGCUGCAAAAGGGCGUGAACCUGGUCGUUGCGACGCCCGGCCGUCUCCUCGACCACUUGGAGAACACAAAAGGAUUCGUCUUCCGCAACCUGAAGGGCCUGGUGAUCGACGAGGCGGACCGGAUAUUGGAGGUUGGGUUCGAGGAGGAGAUGAAGAAAAUCAUCGCUAUCCUUCCAAACGAAAACCGCCAGUCCAUGCUCUUUUCCGCGACCCAAACCACAAAAGUCACCGACCUCGCGCGGAUGUCGCUGCGCCCAGGGCCCCUAUAUAUUGAUGUCGACAAGACCGAGCGCACAAGCACGGUGUCGACACUAUCACAAGGCUACGUCGUCUGCCCGUCAGAUCGACGGUUCCUGCUGCUUUUCACGUUCCUGAAGCGGAAUAUGAAGAAGAAAGUGGUGGUGUUCUUUUCAAGUUGUAAUUCGGUGAAGUACCACGCCGAACUCCUAAAUUAUAUCGAUGUACCCGUGCUUGAUCUACAUGCAAGUCAAAAACAACAAAAGCGGACGACGACGUUCUUCGAGUUCUGCAAUGCCGAGUCGGGGACGCUGCUUUGCACGGACGUCGCUGCUCGAGGGUUGGAUAUCCCGCGCGUGGACUGGAUUAUCCAAUAUGACCCGCCAGACGACCCGCGCGAUUAUAUCCACCGUGUCGGCCGAACCGCGCGUGCAGGGAAGGUCGGGAAGAGCCUGAUGUUCCUGCUUCCCAGCGAGCUCGGGUUCCUGCGGUAUCUUAAGGACGCGAAGGUGCCGCUGAACGAGUUUAGCUUUCCAGCGGAUCAGAUCGCGAAUGUGCAAUCUCAGCUGGAGAAGCUAUUGCAAAAGAACUACUUCCUGCACCAGUCGGCGCGCGAUGGGUACCGAUCGUACCUGCAGGCGUACGCAUCAUAUUCGCUGAAGAAGAUCUUCGACGUGAAUCAGUUGGACCUGGCCAAGGUGGGCAGGUCGUUCGGGUUUGCGGUGCCGCCGCGCGUGAACGUGAACAUCGGGGGCGGGAAGGGUGGCGCGGGACGCGGCGGGCAGAAGCGGAAGCGCGAGGACGGCGAGAACGAGGAAGACGAGGAGGAGAACGCGGAGGGCGACGAGGGCUGGAGGGCGCAGGGGCGGCGGGGCGGGAAGGAGCGGCGGAAGGAGACGCUGGGGCGGCGGGCGGUGGAGAAGGAGGUGUACAAGACGGGACUGGAGCGGAAGAAGCUGGCGGGCGGGGGGCGGGCACAGUGGAGUCGAUAG